Molecule: messenger RNA, 1394 nt
Organism: Medicago truncatula (barrel medic)
Lineage: Eukaryota; Viridiplantae; Streptophyta; Magnoliopsida; Fabales; Fabaceae
Product: basic leucine zipper 9
Exons: 6
Coding region: 56-1075 (339 amino acids)
Biological process (GO): regulation of DNA-templated transcription
Molecular function (GO): DNA-binding transcription factor activity
Source: RefSeq, a predicted model, not a curated record
AGUCCCUUUUCUUCUUCUUUUCUCUCUCCUCUUUUCCAUUUUUCUCUCCUUCAAAAUGGAACCAAAAUGGAGCACCAUUCUGCCAGCAACCUCCAUAUUCUCCAGCUUCGAUGACCUCAAAUGGAUCACAGCAGAAUUUGAUCAUGAACUUUUCACCAAGCGGCCCGUUACCGUCGAAACAGCAAUCGACGACAACGAUGUAAAACCGUCUAAGGUGGAUCCAUUCCUCGGUGUCGGCGAUGUUUGCUCUGAUAACAUCGCCAAUGCCGCCGAUUUUCAUAAUCUGGAUGCUGUAACUUCAUUUUCAACAUGUGGUGAACCAACAAAUAAUAUUCUUGUUUGCUCCCAAAACCUCACUCCCAAGAACUCCACCAUCACUGCAACUAUUGAGUCUCAAUCAUCCAUUUCUGCCACCGUUACAAGUCCAGUGUCAGCUAAUAAACCAAGCAGUAGUAGAGAAAAUCAAACCAAAGGAGUGACUACUACAAGUGGUUCCUCACGUGAUCCAUCUGAUGAAGAUGAUGAAGCAGGUCCUUGUGAACAAAGUACAAACCCUGUUGAUAUGAAGCGUCUUAGAAGGAAGGUUUCUAAUCGUGAGUCUGCCAGAAGAUCCAGAAGAAGGAAACAAGCACAUUUGGCAGACCUUGAGGUUCAGGUUGAACAAUUGAGGCUGGAAAAUGCAAGCCUAUUUAAGCAGCUUACAGAUGCCAGCCAACAAUUUCGCGAUGCUAACACUAACAACCGAGUACUAAAAUCCGAUGUUGAAGCUUUGAGAGCUAAGGUGAAGUUAGCAGAGGACAUGGUCUCUAGGGGCACUUUGCCCACUUUCAACAACCAGCUUCUCCAAAAUCAGAGUCAAUUGAACACCACUCCGCCGCAAAUCAACAAUAGUAAUCUCCGUUGCAUGGCGCAUGUUUCGCCCACCAUCACCGUACAUGGAAACGACGCUUCAUAUGGUGUUAGUGGACAGAAUUCAGCUAUUGGACUUGGAGAUUUUGAUAUAUCUUGCAGUCAUGAUUUCAACAAUGGAGUUAAUAGUGAUGCUGUGAGCUCUUUGACUAGCUUAUGGCCAUAAAUAUUUUACGCUACCACAUUAUUGUAGUGUCCAGUUAGAAUAUCCAAGUUUGUGUAUGCCAUGUUUUGUAUUAUUAGAUUUGCAUGUUAUGUUAUAGAAAAUAGUACUACUUUCUAUGAAAAACUUUAUAUAUGUGCUUAGUGGUGUAUGUAUCAAAUGGUCUUUUUUUUCUUUAGUCUUCCCCUUGAUUGUUUGUUAAAUUAGUUACCAAAAAUGAAGUGAGUGUGAUGGUGUAUAAUGUAUAUGGAACUCAUUGGUGACUGAUUUGGUGAAAUGUGUUUAUUGACAUUGGAAUCAUGGUAAAGGAAGUGUUGAUUAA